ACGUACAUGUCAAGAUUAUUUUUCUUGGGAGGUUUCCUGAAUGCGACAUAACAUAGUUAUGUUAUCUAUUGCAAAUAAGGUAUCUCACCUCACUUGUUGUGUUUGUCUUCACGUCUAAGAAAAAGUCUUUGUAAUAGGAGCUUAGUAAAGAGUUUUCGGUCUGAUUAACAUACGUGAUGUGCAAACACAAACAAAGGUUUUCCUAAAGUGGUAGCGCAGUCGGUUGCGUUGAUCUGCACGGGAAUCUUCACAGGAAGUCGCUGCAAGUUUGCUUCCUCUGUGUUUGAGUGUGCGGUCAAGCUUCAGUGCUUUCCUAGACGACAAAAAUUAAGGGACGAAGACAACACGGAGCCAAGUAAACGUAAUUAUUGAGAUUGAUUUUGAAGCUGGUGCGAUCUAGUUGAUGGUGUGGUUAACAAAGUAUAUUCGAGAUGAAUUACUGGCCAGUCCUUGCGACGCUUUUUUUCCAAGCUUCUUUGCUCUGCGAGGCUGUCACAAGCAGGAACAGUUCGUGCAAGAUCGACCGCGAAAGUGGGACUACCGCGAUAUGUACCAUCGCAAAGUUACAAGAGCUGUCGACGAUUUUGCUUAACCCGAGUGAUGUGAAAUCUUUGAGUAUCUUCUCCAGUGAUCUGGAAACAGUUCCUGAUGGAGCCUUUAGCAAUUUCACCAGUCUUGUCAAUUUGAGUUUGCCUUUUAACAACAUCCGUGUCAUAAAAGGUGGUGCAUUCUCCAGUCUCAAUCAUCUGCAACGUCUAGACCUCUCUGGGAAUCAGCUGAUGGAAUGGGAAGGAAAUUUCACGAAAAGUCUUCCGUCUUUGAUGUUCUUGGAUUUAGCUGGGAAUUCCAAAUUCUUACCCCCGACCCCUCUACUCAAAUUGCGCAUGCUCAAAGAAAUUAAGGGAGUGACCUGGAACGAGUUUUGUGGUAAUUGUUCUUUGGAGAAAAACUAUACUCUGAAGGAAGGCGAGUUUAACAAUAAUGAUGUAAACAUCGAGACUUCUAAACUUCAAAAAGGAGACUAUUUGGUUGGUAACAUGGGACACUGUCGAGUAAACAGACUCCAGGUGAGCCAAGAGGUCGUUGAAUAUGCAAAACAUGGAUUUUUUCCUCAAUGCCUCGAAACUAAAGCUUGUUUUGACACUGAAAUUCGCGUCACCCCCUUACACCGUUGCUGGGAUAUCGAUAAUAUGAUCCUAAGGGUCGAGUUCGUAAUCACGCCAAUUGCCAUGAUCUUGAAUCUUACAGUUAUCGUGGUGACAUUAACAACAAGAGCACUAAGAAGGAAUGUGACCAUGUUUCUAACGAGCAAUAUGGCUCUUAGCGACUUCCUCGUCAGUCUUUACACUCUUAUCUUGGUCAGCGCAAGACUGAAGCCUUACACAGAGUUCCUGUUAAUCAUGGAGAACCUCUGCAAUGCUCUCGGGUUUAUGUGGCUCUCCAGCGUAAUUGUUAGCAUCAAGACUUCCAUCCUUCUCACCAUAGAGCGGUAUUUGGUGAUAGUGUAUUGUAUGCAGCCCUCAAUACGAAUCACACGGAAGAAAGCGCUCAUCCUUGUGCUACUCACAUGGUGUUUGGGCGUGAGCAUCGCUGUUUUGCCGCUGGUCAAUAUUUCUGUUUACGACGGCAAUACAUUCUGCAUUCCUAUUCGCCCGAUAAAAGACAUUCCACAUUCGUACGAGCUGAGUAUUGGACUUUCCCUUUGGGGCAUAGUUCUGUACUUCACCACCAUACCUUUCUACAUCAGAGUUUUUAAAACUGUGAAGAAAACAGGAAAAAAGGCGGGAAUCAAAAGAGACGGUACCCUAGCAAGGAGAAUUGGAGCUUUAGUCCUUAGCAACAUGAUCUUUUUCUUAGUACCGAUCGUUAUCGCAUUUCUGUGGCUUACAACAAACAUUCAGGAGGUGAUGUCGCCGCAAAGUAGAGAAAUUCUCACAGGCGUCCUGCCAACUGUCCUCUUUAGCUUUAACUCACUCAUCAACCCCCUUCUUUACGCCUUCAGAACAGAGAAAUUCAGAAAAGCCGUCAAAAUUAAGGUAGAUUACAUAUGUCUUCGCAAAGGCCGUAGUUCGUCAUUGACAAGUUCGCUCUCUGGCAAACUACGAGGUCCGACUGUAAGCUCCAACAAUGGCGAUUGCAGUCCUGACUCGAGGCAUUUACGCAGCGAGUUAAGCUUGGCGAAGAUAUAGUUUUCCAUAUGAUAUGGCACCGCUCUCAAGAAACUUAAAACUCUACGACGUCUCUAUAGAGAGUGUGCUUUCCUCUCCUCAAGCCUCCUCAGUUUAAAGGCACGGUGGCUUAUUAAAGACUGGAAACGAGUAUGAAUCCAAUACUGGUUAGAUGUGAUUCAAUGAUGAAGUGAACAAGUUGGAAUUUACUGAUUGAAGAAAUAUUAUAAAAAUAAAGUUUUUAGCUCAUUUUUACAUUUCAAAAUUAAUUUUGGAAUGCAGGACUCUAUCUUGUUGGAUACAAAGUAGACAGAGUUUGCAUUUAUUUUUCUUAAGGUUAGGUAUUUUUUUCUAAAUGCUGAUUUAUUCUAGUUCUCGUUCCUGUAAUGGAAGCGCGGUAGGCCUGAAAAGUUGAACCAAGUCGGUCUCUGGUUACUCAAGACUUGGUUUGCGUAGAAUACUGUCUCGCAAUUGAAAUCAGUGCACGGUUCAUCUUCACGACAACAAGCGCAGUGAGUUCUGAGGGUAUUUAAAGCCAUUCAGCAAACGGAAUAACUUUGUGAAUACUUAUUUACUAAGCUGAACAAGUUUACUUGAUGUCUGAAGUAAUGCAAAGUUACACGGGUUUUCAUUGGUCAGAAAACUCGCGCCAGCAGUAUUUGUCCCAAUCUCUCAUUGGCUACCUUUGACAUUUUUUUUUCUUCUCAACCUCGUUUCCAGGGGCUUCGCCCCAUCCUAAACGAAGGGAAAAGGUCCUGGGAACGAGGUUGCUCUCUGCUGAAAGGCUGUUGUGAUGACGACACUCAAUAUGAAAACGGUCUGGUAAUGUUUACGGCGGGUGGCGUUAUCCACCUGUGAGAUAAAUGCGCUGAAAUAUAGCCUUUCUAGUCGUCCAGUAUUUAGGUCUAAUACGUUUAUUAUCGAUAAUGGUGAGUUACUUAUCGUUAGAUCGCCCAGUUAGAACCCUUGGAGGACUAUAACGUAGGUGAAUCUGUAGGUCACGCAACACGCACUCCUCUUGUAACAUUGCGUAACGUGACCAAAUGACAACUGCGAACUGAGUCUAAUAGGAGCUUUGAUCGAUGGAGAUAUAAAACAAAUGAUGAUAUGCCAUUAUGAACGAUAUGAAACAGGUGAAAACUGACGUAUAGUUUGAAAAAUCAACAUAAAAUUAAAUUAAGUCGCGUGGAGUCUUGUAUGCUAUUAUUUCAAGAAUUAAAAAGUGAAAAUGUCUGUCAGUUCUUG
This is a messenger RNA of Stylophora pistillata, 3413 nucleotides long. Its product is annotated as thyrotropin receptor. Lineage: Eukaryota; Metazoa; Cnidaria; Anthozoa; Scleractinia; Pocilloporidae. Gene Ontology annotation, molecular function: protein binding; G protein-coupled peptide receptor activity. Gene Ontology annotation, cellular component: plasma membrane. Gene Ontology annotation, biological process: activation of adenylate cyclase activity; adenylate cyclase-activating G protein-coupled receptor signaling pathway; hormone-mediated signaling pathway. The record is from RefSeq and is a predicted model, not a curated record.